ACGAAUCCAUUCGUUCAUCGUCAUUAUUAAUUCUUCCCUGGUACUGUUCGCUGCUGGCCAACUAACUGUGACUGAAGAACUGUGAGCAAUAGAGCAAGUGACAAAGGAGUGGAGUGUACCGUUUGGUUGGUCGCAUUGUGCAAGAAGAAUGGUGCGGGGAGGGAUCCAAGAGGAGGAAAACUUUCUAUGAAGUGUGCGCAGGGAAGGGAAGAAGAAGCAGUGCAGUUCAUAAGUGACUAGCGAGCAGGGAGAAAGAAAAAGUAGAACGUAAACAAAAACAUAAAAAUCAUAAAAAAACACAAAGAAAAAUAAGGGCGAAAAUCCUGUGUGUGUUGUAUGUGUGUUUCCGUGUGAAGAGGCAAACCAAAAUACAGCUCACAGAUAGAGAUGAGUGAGAAGUGCGAGAGAGAGCAUAAGCAGAUGGGAAGCUAGUGUGCGUGAGGUUUGCGCGCAUUGUGUGAACACAAAAGAUCAGCAGUGACAUCUAGUAGGCAGUGGGUGGUACUGUGCCAUUUGUCAGUGGUUUUCAUUGUAGUUCGUACGAUUUUCACCAGGCGCUUUUGACGUUCCGACACACCAAUACAGCGAAUGCAAGGUCGUUUUGUGGACUGAACCUGGAGGAAGCUAUCAAGAAGUGGACAUUAUCAGGGUGCAGUGCAGUGUGUGAAUGUGCAUCUCGUGAGUCCAACCCGAAGGAAGAAGCAGAAGCAGCGCGCAGUAAAAACUAAUAGUACUGUUACAAUCAUAUUCGUGCUUGACCUGGUGCAGGGAAGUACCCCACCAAUACUACCGCAAACCGCUGAUCAGCUGUGAAGUAGUAGAGUGUGUAUAUUUUUCUAGCAGCCAGCAAGCCAGUAGAUCGCAGUCGACGACGUCGUCGUCGUCGCUACUUCUGUCAUCAAAAGCGUAGUAUUUUUUAAUACAUUUAGAAGCAGCCCCAGUAGCGACGAGGAGUAGGAAGAGUAAACCAGUGAGUUUAGAGCAGUAGCAACUCUCGGAAAGAAAGUGACGAACCAAUCUCGCAGCUCCUGCUGACAAUAAACGAAAACCUGUACCCUGCUACGCAUCCAAGGGAGGGAUUACGGACUGGGAUUUCAACCUAUUUGCUGCUGAGCUUGAAUGUUAAAACAAACUCAAAAUUGCUUACGUUCGGGAGAAGCACGGCUCAUCUGCAAGGUCCUCCUCGUCCUCAGAAGAAGACCUCAAUGAACGACGAGCAACGGUACCGAGCACGAGCAGCAGCACGAGCCAGCAUCAAUCGACCAGCCUUCCUCAUCCGCAGCGUCCGCACCACUCCCACCAAUCGAAGCGUCUGCGUCCCUCAACUUCAUACAAUUCCUCAUCGUCCACAUCCUCGCCAUCAUCCGCUGCUGUAGACCAGCAGCUCCGGCAUCGUAGCACAGGUGCUGGACCCGAUUCGGAAGUGGAUCAAAAAGAGGAAAAACUGAGCCGGCGGCAGCGACACCGAGAGCACCGAGAGGACCAGGAAAAGGACAAAUCCCAACAGCAGCAGCGUAGAAAGUCCCAGCGACGUAGGAAGCAGUCUCCGGCAGCGGACGAGCCUAGCAAGUCCCGUUCAGGGGACGACAAGGGGGAAGGGCUCGAGGACAAAGAGGAGGGAUCCUUUGCCAGUCCGCAGAGCAAACGGCGAAGAAUGUUGAACGAGAACAACAAUCUCAACGGGACGCUGCCCACAGCCGCCCCAAUGGAUUCGACCUCGUGCGAUAUGAACGGCCACAAUACCAACAACAACGGCCAACAGGAUGGUGAGACCAGCACUGACGUUGUUGCCACAAAUGGCGAAUCCUCUGCCCACCGAAAGGUAGUGAAACUCGACAAGACUAAUCAGGAGAUUGUCCGACUGAUUGGACAACACUUGAAGAACAUUGGACUGGAAAGAAGCGCCGAGGCUUUGAUGCAGGAAUCGGGAUGCUGCCUGGAGCACCCGUCUGCAACGAAAUUCCGCCGUCAUGUCCUGUCCGGAGACUGGACCAAAGCUGACCACGACCUGCACGAGCUGCAGACCAUGGUUGACCCGAAGACCGAUCGUGCCGGUAUGAACGAGAUGAAGUUCUUGCUGUUGGAACAAAAGUAUUUGGAGUUCCUCGAGGAGGGUCGUCCCAUCGAUGCUUUGCAUGUGCUCCGCAACGAGCUAACCCCGUUGCAACACAAUACACCCCGUGUUCAUCAGCUGUCGUCGUACAUGAUGUGUACCAACAAUCAGGAACUCUACCAACGCGCUAGCUGGGAGGGCAAGGGCGUAAAGUCACGCACCCGACUGAUGGAUCGUCUUCAGUCGUACCUACCGGCCACGGUCAUGUUGCCACCUCGGCGCCUACGCACCCUGCUGGCUCAGUCGGUGGAGAUGCAAACCGAACGCUGCCAAUGUCACGAUAUGGCCUGGAGUACCAACAUCGACAAUGUCUCGCUGCUGGUCGACCACAAUUGCUCCUCCGAGGGCUUCCCGAUGCAGGCACUGCAUGUGCUGAAUGACCACUCGGAUGAGGUAUGGUUCUGUAAGUUCUCACCCAACGGCCUACGGUUGGCGACGGGAUCCAAGGACAAUACCGUUAUCGUUUGGGAAGUGGAUCCGGUCAAGUUGGUCCUGAAGAACAAACGAACCUUUGACGGGCACACCUACGGUGUGUCGUUCAUUGCCUGGAGUCCAGAUUCCAAGUACUUUAUCGUAUGCGGUCCGGAGGAUUGUCCGGAUCUUUGGAUCUGGGACGUUGAACAGGAGAAGCUUAUCACAAAAGUGUCCCAUUCUACCGACGAUAGUUUGACCUGUGCCGCUUUCAACAAGGACGGCACCCGUUUCGUGACCGGUGGAACUCGCGGUCAGUUCUACCUGGUAGACUUGGAUGGCACGGUUCACGACAAUUGGGAAGGAGUUCGCGUGAAUGGGUUGGCGUUCCGUGCAGAUAACAAGACAAUUCUGGCUGCAGACACCCACUACCGAAUACGGGGCUACAGUUUCGACAAUCCCCGAACCGACUACAACCUUGUCCAGGAGCAGUGCCCCAUUAUGACGUUCUCGGUCAACUCGGCCGAUCGGCUAGCCCUGCUGAACAUCUCCUCCCAAGGACUGCAUUUAUGGGAUCUCCAGGACAAGUGUCUCGUGCGUCGUUUCCAGGGUGUAACCCAGGGCAACUAUACGAUCUAUUCCUGCUUUGGCGGUGUGAACGAAAGUUUCGUGGCCAGCGGUAGCGAAGACAACAAGGUUUACAUCUGGCACAUCCGCCGGGAGGAACCGCUGGCAACGCUGGUAGGCCACACCCGAACCGUCAACUGCGUCAGUUGGAACCCGGUCUAUCCGUCCCUGUUGGCGUCCGCUUCGGAUGACGGAACGGUGCGGAUCUGGGGACCGAAGCAGCCUCAGCUGGCCUGGGCCGCCAGCAGUAACAACGGCGAUAGUGCGUCGAUCGCAUCCACUAGCUCCACGGCAUCGUCCUCGUCGACGUCAUCAACGGCGUCGUCCGGGACGAAUAACGAUCUUAUAUCGAACUCUUCAUGGAAUAUCACAUAAUAUUAGAUUCUGCAGCACGCGGCUCCCCAUCCCCCCAAGUAGUGAACGUGUUAAGCAUUAUUAUAUUCGGUUUAACAUAAUAAGUAAACUCUAAAUUUAGUCAUGUAAUUUAGAAAUAAUAUAACGAAAAUGAAGUUGAAGAAGAAUAAGAAGAAGAAAGGCAAAUCAGAAAAAUGAAUUCUAUUGUACUGUAACAAUAAAAUCAGAGCGGAGAUGAAAACACACACAAUAACAAACAGAAAAACAUACCGAUAAUGAAAAAAAUAAGAUCAAUAAUUCAACAAUGCUACUAAUUAUAAUCGAACGCGAGCAAAUCAUCACAUUUAGUAAACAACCAACCAACCAACCAUCAUGCGAUGAAUCAUAUUCAAUCAGAACAUGGCGUACUAGAAACUAAUCAAAAGAAUCGAUCAACAGAAGAGAAAACAAAACACAGUAAUCGCAAUAUUGAUAUUUGAAAAAAAAAAUGUGUGUGUGUUUGCAGUUGUCCACGCAAACAAAAAAAGAAAUUGUGAUUGGGAGGAAUGAUGAUGAGCAGUCUCCGCACGAAAUCGGUUCAGAACGACGACGAAAAUAAGGGUGAAUGAUUGCGAAAAGUUAGACGGCAGAGAACGGUUUUAUAGCUCCCCGCUUAAGCGCUCGACUAAGUUGGAGAGGCGCAACCUUUUAUUCGACUUUAUAGAGCUCUGAAUCUAUAUUUUCGAGAGGAUGAAAGCGCACUGCGCCGCUUGAUUGAUGAAUUAAUUUUAAAAGAGUCAGGAAAUUUGAACAUUUUUGUUUUUUAAUUAAUUAUUUUGAUUGUUUGGUUCUUCCCAGAAGCAAGGUGAGGAAAAUUCAAUUUCGAGUUCAAGAGUGAAGUUAAAACGUUUUUAGAUUGUAGAAUCAAGCCUGAAAAUCGAAGUGAUUCGAAACAUUACAAGUAGAAAGAAAAUGUGUUUAAACUGCAAGAAUAACAAAAAUGCUCGUGAUUGUUGGUUUCACUGAAUCUUUUCUAUAAAAUUUUAAUUUCGAGAAAAAUAACAAAAAAACAAAAAUAAAUCUUCUUAGUGGUUAGAAGCGAGUGAGAGGUGAAAUGAUUGCAAUAUCUCAUUGAUAGGAGGAAGAGAAAUAGCGUUCAGUUUAAUUAGGAAAAACGAAAAACAAAACAUUGGUCCCAUGAGAAUCUAUUUAUGCACAUUUAAGUCGCUUCACGUAUGUUAGUAGAAGUUAAUGAAGAAGAAGAAAAGUUGAUAACGAUGGAACGAAUGAAGCAAAACAAACCAGCAAAGUUCAACGGAACCAUUGUUUAUCAAUAUACAUAUAUAUUUUUAGUUCAAGAGUUUUAUUUUUAAUAUACACCCAAAAAAAAUCAACAACAAAACAAAUAGAUGGCGUCCUUAGGUUUUAAUUUGUGGAUUUUCUAAAACAUUUUUUUAAUGAUGAUGAAAAUUGUGCAAAGGACAGCCCAGUGGGGCGAAUCUUAUUAUUUAUGAUGUUUUCUAUUUGCGAUUGUUUCUUCCCUUGUCAUUGUGUGGUUCGUGAUGAUUUUUGUACUUUUUUUUUGGGAAAGCGCGUGGAGCAAAGAUCGACAGGAUUUGGUGAAUCUUGGUAAGAAAAUUUAAAGAUGCGUUGCAAGAAAGUGGAAGACGAACGUGUUAAUGUGAAAGAAAGAAAAAAAAACACGACAUAGAAGACGGAAGGUAACGGAAAGUGAAGAAUUAACCCUUGUGGAUUGAAUAAUGUGGAUUAUGUAUUUUACUGAAUAAAAUUUUAAGCAAACCGA
Ochlerotatus camptorhynchus is the source of this 5288-nucleotide messenger RNA. Its product is annotated as WD repeat-containing protein 26 homolog. The transcript is spliced from 6 exons. The coding region runs from base 1655 to 3526 and encodes 623 amino acids. Gene Ontology annotation, cellular component: GID complex. The record is from RefSeq and is a predicted model, not a curated record. Lineage: Eukaryota; Metazoa; Arthropoda; Insecta; Diptera; Culicidae. Gene Ontology annotation, biological process: proteasome-mediated ubiquitin-dependent protein catabolic process. Gene Ontology annotation, molecular function: protein binding.